Messenger RNA from Aspergillus homomorphus CBS 101889, 2095 nucleotides. RefSeq names its product basic helix-loop-helix domain-containing protein. NCBI's taxonomy places the organism in Eukaryota, Fungi, Ascomycota, Eurotiomycetes, Eurotiales, Aspergillaceae. The record is from RefSeq and is a predicted model, not a curated record. Bases 424 to 1752 code for a protein of 442 amino acids. The transcript is spliced from 2 exons. Gene Ontology annotation, biological process: regulation of transcription by RNA polymerase II. Gene Ontology annotation, molecular function: protein dimerization activity; RNA polymerase II cis-regulatory region sequence-specific DNA binding; DNA-binding transcription factor activity, RNA polymerase II-specific.
GAGAUCUCUCCACUAUCGAAGCUAUCUUAUCCCCAAAUUCCGCCCCCGUCUAUCCUUCCUUUACUCUAUCCAGCGAAUCAAUGUGGGAGAUGUCCCACUUCGCAACCGAGUGCUUCCGCUUCACCACUGCUUUGCUCCAUACAUAACCCGCUGGUCAUUCUGUCACCCGGACUAGCCCCGUAUCAAAGUUGAGUAGCUGUCUGUUGACAGUGACUGUCCGCAACGCAACAUUCAGCUCGUGUCUGUGAGCUUCUGGCUUGCGAUUCCCGAGUAUUCCCGGGCAUCCUUCCCACCGCAAUCUACACUGGUCAAGGCAUGUUCGCGCUGCCUUCGGCGCUGCUCUCAACUGGAGUAGCAACCGCUGUGGAAGCUUGAAUUGCGAUUUCCAACCCUCGACCCUCUUUCACUCUACAUCUCGCCGUCAUGGAUCUACGAAACCAUGAGGCGCAUAAUGGCAAUGACAGCCCACAGCCUGGCCCGUUUGGUUAUUCCUUCCUUUCACCCAUGGACACCCCAUACGAACCUGCGCCUGCACGACCCCCCGGGCCCGCUCUUCUCGAUGACAACGAGUCCACUAUGCUAGACAAUUUCUUCACCACGAUGAAUUCCAACCAUUUCCCAAACGACUUUUGGAUGGGAGGCCAGACAAAUCGACUACUCGGAACUAGCGGGUUAGAUUGGCCAGGCGAACUUCCCCCCACCUUCGAGGGCUCCACGACAUCUCUUUCACAGCCGAACCUCCCCCAUGGCAGUAUGGACAAGUCUAGCAUGGAGAUGAUGCCACAGAAUAUAAGUACAAGUUCGGAUAUCUUUGCGGCUGCCUCCAUGCUCUAUCAUAACGGACUCAACACAGCCGACUUCAACUCGAGCUUCAACCACCACAAUCUCUCCGCUCCAGACUUGGAUUUCAACAAUCCAAGAACGAAUGGCCACAGCAAGGCUCAAGCGCAUAGCAGUCAUGGCCAGUCAAAGCAGCCGUCUCGUCCCCGCAUGCCCGUGGGUUUCCACACCUCCGAAAUGCUGUUCGAUGUUCGUGAGCCGAUCUCACCUGAACAACAAGUAACGGCCAAGGUACGACCCCUCCAUUGGGGCUCAGAUGUUGGCUUUAUGGGGCAAGGUUAUAUGGCGCCACCUGAUCAACCGAAUGAAGAAGAUCGAACCAAGGAGCUGCUCGGCCACCUGGUAUGCCUUGAACCGCAAAGCAGUGCAACGAACACUCGUGCGCCUAGUCCAGUGAGGCUCUCUGGAGGCUACGACGCCCCGUGGGCGGACGCCGCUGCAGCUGGCCAACUAAGUAAUCUACGACGAGGCUAUCGAGAUAAUGUGGAAGAUCUCGCACAGCCAAAGAAGAAACAAAGGACUUUGGUCAAAGAGGAAGAUGACGAGACUUCGGACGAUGAUACUUCAAGGCAGAAAGCCAAGAAGUCGAAGUCCUCAACUCGCCGGCUGUCGCAGGACACUAUUCAAAAUCGAAGGCUUUCCUCAGGGCCAAAGCCUGCACGAGAGAACCUAACUGAAGAGCAGAAAAGAAGCAAUCACAUUCUCUCAGAGCAGAAGCGACGAAACCUCAUUCGACAAGGGUUCGAAGACUUGUGCAUGCUCGUUCCUGGACUCAAAGGGGGCGGAUUCAGUAAAAGCGCGAUGUUGACCCAGGCCGCCGAUUGGUUAGAGGAGGUGCUCCAAGGGAAUGAUAUCCUCAAAGCGCAGCUCGCAGAGAUGAAGUCAAUGAAUGGCUUGGUAAUGCCACGAUGACACUCGCUUAAGUUAUGUGAUCACGAUAUAUCCUUAUUAAUCUCCAGGAUUUUGUUCAAAAGCAUGGGUUCGUAUUUCAACCUAUUUGUACAUUGGAGCACUUAAGCGGUCUUCCAGCCAUCUUCCAGAUGGAACUGCGGGCGUUCGUCUCUAACGGUCAUGAUUCAAAACAUUUUUUUUUUGCUCUGGCGAGUCUCAUCAAGGGAGGCUCGGCUUGCUCGUCUGUCGCAUGUCGUGCACCAUACCCAUAAUACCCCAUCUGGCCUUUGCUUAUCGCCACAAUUAUAUACGAUUAUAGUCGAUGCAUGUAUAACUAUAUAGCCAAAAUCUCGAAAAACUUAAC